Messenger RNA from Bathycoccus prasinos, 2301 nucleotides. Its product is annotated as protoporphyrin IX magnesium chelatase subunit ChlD. The record is from RefSeq and is a predicted model, not a curated record. Gene Ontology annotation, biological process: chlorophyll biosynthetic process. NCBI's taxonomy places the organism in Eukaryota, Viridiplantae, Chlorophyta, Mamiellophyceae, Mamiellales, Bathycoccaceae. Bases 1 to 2301 code for a protein of 766 amino acids. The transcript has a single exon. Gene Ontology annotation, molecular function: magnesium chelatase activity; ATP binding; ATP hydrolysis activity.
AUGUCCGCCUCGAUGUCCACGUCUAUGGCACUCGGAGCGCGACACAGCGUCGCGCAAAGAAAGAAGGUAUCAUCAUCUUCAUCGAGACCAAAACAUUUUAGAAGAGGAAGACAUACUGCCAUCACCACUGUCGUCCCGAAAGCGGCGGUUUCGGAGCCUCAAGACAAAGCUGAAGCUGCGGCGGCGCGAUUGAAACAGCUCGAAGAGAUGCAAAUGGACGAAGACGCGAAUAAAGAAGUCAUAUCUUCCGGUGUGCGUCAAGCGUUUCCUUUAUCCAUGGUCAUCGGGCAAGAAAAGAUCAAAUCCGCGUUAUUGCUGGGUGGUGUCGAUGGCGCGCUCGGUGGUAUUGCCAUUUCAGGGAAAAGAGGUACUGCGAAGUCGAUCAUGGCGAGAGGGUUGCACGCGCUUUUGCCGCCGAUUGAAGUCGUGAAAGGUUCCUACGCAAACUCCGACCCAGAAAAUCCUCGCGAAUGGGAAACCGGACUCGCGAACAUCGUGCAAAAAAAUCAAAAAACGGGCAACAUCGAAACCUUCAUCAAAGAAGCGCCGUUCGUGCAGGUGCCCUUGGGCGUCACCGAAGAUCGUUUGGUUGGUACCGUCGAUAUCGAAGAAUCCAUGAAGCAAGGUAAAACAGUCUUUCAACCUGGAUUGUUAGCUGAAGCGCAUAGAGGUAUCUUGUACGUCGACGAGAUUAACUUGUUGGAUGACUCCGUAUCGAACUUGUUACUUUCUGUGUUGGCAGAAGGUGUUAACGUCGUCGAACGGGAAGGUAUUACAUUGAGACACCCGUGUCGACCAUUAUUGAUCGCGACGUUUAACCCGGAAGAAGGUCAAUUGCGCGAGCACUUGUUGGACAGAAUCGCGGUGACUUUGAGUGCAGAUCAAGUCAUGAAGUUUGAAGAUCGCGUUUCGGCGGUCGAUCAAGCCAUGGGUUUCCAAGACCAAGCUGACAUUUCGGUGAAAAAUGCGGCAGAGGCUACCGAUGGUAUUAAAAGCACGAUUAUUUUAGCUCGAGAGUGGUUGAAAGAGUGCACAAUCAGUCGAGAACAGGUUGAAUAUUUAGUCAAGGAGGCGACUCGGGGUAAAGUGCAGGGUCACAGAGCUGAAUUGUUCGCCGUAAGAGCGGCAAAGGCUUUGGCAGCAUUAGAUGGUCGAUCAAAAGUAAACGCGGACGAUUUAAAAGAAGCCGUCCGUCUCGUUAUCAUCCCACGAUCGGAGCUUUCUGACAUGGAAGAACCACCGCCACCAGAGGAUGAGCAACCGCCGCCGCCGCCGCCGCCGCCCGAGGAUAACAUGGAUGAUGACGAAGAUCAAGAUGAAGACGAAGAUGAAAACGAAAACGAAGAGGAAGAAGAGGACGACGUGCCAGAUAUUCCCGAGGAGUUUGUUUUUGAUGCCGAAGGAGUUGUCAUGGACGACGAAGUCAUGCAAUUUGCCAAAGCCACGAAUAGAAGUGGCGGGAGAUCCGGUCGUUCGAAAAAUGUCAUCUUUUCGCAAGACCGAGGACGUUACAUCAAGCCAGUUUUACCCAAAGGCAACACGAUUCGAUUAGCCGUCGAUGCAACGCUGCGCGCGGCAGCGCCUUACCAAGCCGCGCGAAGAAACCGAGAUCCAAACGCGGAGAAGAAGAAAGUGUACGUCGAGAAGGGCGACAUGAGAGCGAAGAAGUUGGCACGAAAGUCUGGCGCUUUGAUUAUUUUCUUAGUCGAUGCAUCUGGUUCCAUGGCUUUGAACAGAAUGAAUGCAUCGAAAGGUGCUGCGCUUUCCAUCUUAGAAGAUUCUUACAAGUCUCGCGACCAAGUUUGUAUCAUUCCUUUCCGUGGGGACGAGGCUGAAGUUUUGUUACCGCCGUCUCGCUCUAUCUCUAUGGCGAGAAAUCGGUUGGACACGAUGCCGUGCGGUGGAGGUUCUCCGUUAGCGCACGGCUUAUCUGUUGCGGCUCGUACUGGCAUCAACGCUAUGUCGUCGGGCGAUGUUUCGAGAGUUACCGUGGUGUGUUUGACCGACGGUCGAGCGAACGUUGCGCUUGGUAAAUCUAUGCGAGAUCCAGAGUUUAUGUCCCCUGAUGCCCCAAAGUUAAGCAACGAGGAGUUGCAGUCGGAAGUUUACGACAUGGCGAAGUUGAUGACCGGGAACGGCAUGUCACUUCUCGUUAUCGAUACGGAAAAUAAAUUCGUCUCCUCGGGUAUGGCGGAAGAAAUGGCGCAAAAGUGUGGCGGUAAGUAUUACUACCUCCCGAACGGAACCGAUCAAGAAAUCGCGGCGGCGACAGCGAAUGCUAUGGCAGAAAGCAAGGCUUGA